GACAGCUCGACAGCAUGAGGGUCAUCAGGCAUUGGCAGUCUGGCUCAGGGGUCGGGUCACCAGGCAUGACAGCGGGGGUCACUGGGUCUCACGACAGAGGGUUCACCAGGCAUCAGGUCAUUUGGCUCGCCAGCGGGCACCGCGUCCAUCUAGCAUCAGGUACCGGAUCGUCUGGAUCGACAGCAGGCACCGGGUCAUCUGGCGUUGGACCGUCUGGCUCGACAGCGGGCAUCGGGUCACCAGGCAUGACAGCAGGCACUGGGUCAUCAGGUACCGGAUCGUCUGGCUCGACAGCGGGCAUCGGGUCACCAGGUAUGACAGCGGGCACCGGGUCAUCAGGUACCGGAUCGUCUGGCUCCACAGCGGGUAUCGGGUCACCAGGCAUGACAGCGGGCACUGGGUCAUCAGGCAUUGGAUCGUCUCGCUCGACAGCGGGCAUCGGGUCACCAGGUAUGACAGCGGGCACUGGGUCAUCAGGCGUGAUAGGAUCAUCAGGCUGGAUC
This is a messenger RNA of Staurois parvus, 503 nucleotides long. The record is from the annotation of a GenBank genome assembly. Lineage: Eukaryota; Metazoa; Chordata; Amphibia; Anura; Ranidae.